AUGCCACCCUUCACAAUCCAACCACCAACCCCAGCCCACGCAACUCUGACCUACCCAGCACCCCACAUCCUCCUCGUCACGCUAAACCGACCCCGCGAUCUAAACUGCAUAAACGCGCAAGGUCACGCAGACCUCCACGCAAUCUGGGAAUGGCUCGACGAAGAGCCGAGCAUGCGCGUAGGCAUUCUAACCGGAAAAGGACGAGCGUUUUGCGCCGGCGCCGAUCUAAAAGAAUGGAACGACCGCACCUCGGGAGCAACGACAACCUCUAGCUCCGUGACCCCGAUGCCACACAGCGGGUUCGGUGGACUAGCGAGACGCAAGGGCAAGAAACCCGUGAUCUGCGCUGUGAACGGGCUCUGUCUUGGUGGGGGUGCGGAGAUGAUUAUCAAUAGCGAUAUUGUGAUUGCGUCUUCGCGGGCGGUGUUUGGAUUGCCGGAGGUGAAGCGUGGAGUUGUUGCUCUUGCUGGGGCGUUACCGCGGCUUGUGCGGACCGUCGGGAAGCAGCGGGCUAUGGAGAUGGUUCUCACGGGGCGGAUGGUUAGUGCUGUGGAGGCGGAAAGGUGGGGCCUUGUUAAUUCUGUUGUUGCGGUUGGUGAGAAGGAUGGGGAGGAGGAGAUUGGCAGGGCUGUUUUAGAGAAGGCUUUGGGGGUUGCUGAGGAGAUUUCGGGAAAUAGUCCUGAUUCGGUGCUUGUUAGUCGCGAGGGAGUGAAAUUGGGGUGGGAGGGGAUUGGGGCGGAUGAGGCGACGGCGAUGUUGAAUGAAACUUGGGUGAAGAGAUUGUAUGAGGGGGAGAAUAUUCAAGAGGGACUAAAGGCUUUUGUAGAGAAGCGAAAGCCAGUGUGGGUUGAUAGUAAGUUGUAG
This is a messenger RNA of Penicillium coprophilum, 864 nucleotides long. Its product is annotated as enoyl-CoA hydratase/isomerase family protein. Gene Ontology annotation, cellular component: mitochondrion. Bases 1 to 864 code for a protein of 287 amino acids. The transcript has 2 exons. Lineage: Eukaryota; Fungi; Ascomycota; Eurotiomycetes; Eurotiales; Aspergillaceae. Gene Ontology annotation, biological process: fatty acid beta-oxidation. Gene Ontology annotation, molecular function: enoyl-CoA hydratase activity. The record is from RefSeq and is a predicted model, not a curated record.